Mucor mucedo is the source of this 769-nucleotide messenger RNA. Its product is annotated as translation protein SH3-like domain-containing protein. Gene Ontology annotation, molecular function: structural constituent of ribosome; RNA binding. The record is from RefSeq and is a predicted model, not a curated record. Gene Ontology annotation, cellular component: mitochondrion; ribosome. The transcript has 4 exons. The coding region runs from base 42 to 662 and encodes 206 amino acids. Gene Ontology annotation, biological process: translation. NCBI's taxonomy places the organism in Eukaryota, Fungi, Mucoromycota, Mucoromycetes, Mucorales, Mucoraceae.
CUUGUCUCUGAUUAAACCCCUCCUUCUUUAAUUAUUUAACAAUGCAUCGCUUUAAGGCUCAAGGUGUCAGCUCUCGUGUAUUCCCUAAGCCUCAAUGGAUCAACCCCAAGGAAAAGAUUGUCCAUUGGAACAUUGUCACUGGUGAUAAGGUUGCCAUUAUUGCCGGAAAAGAUAAAGAUACCAUUGGAGAAAUCAAGUCAGUAAACCGUCAAACAAACACCGUGAUCGUUGAAGGAAAGAAAUUGGCCAAGAAGCAUGUGCCAAUGCAACCUGGUGCACCUGAAGGUAUUAUGAGAAAGGAAUUGCCUAUUCAUUACUCCAACAUCAUGUUACUUCACCCCGACACACAAAUGCCUGUUCGUAUUGACCGUCGUAAAGCCACCAACACUUUAGAAGAUGGCCGUAUUGUUACACGUUGGUCUCGAUUUGUUAAGGGCACUGAUAUUGAAAUCCCUAAACCUGUCAGAAAAUACAAUGAUCAAAGUGGAGAAGAAGCUUUCACCACUGCCGUAGAAGAUGUUGUGAGCGUAACUUAUAAGCGUGAUCAUUCUCAACCUCCUUUCCCUGCAGAUCUUGUUAAAGAAUUAAGAAACCCUUACAAAAAGAAGUUCACCAUGAAUCUUUCAGAAAACACUACUACCGCUGCCACCACCACUGCAUAGAUUGGACCCUCUCAAACAAAUAAACAAACAAACAAAAAAAAAGAAAAAAAAAGUUUUAUGUACAGUUUUAAUCAAUAAAAGGGAAACCCUUUCUUUUUAUCCUUUUA